ACGGCGGGAGCGGCCUCCAGCGCUCGCUCGCGCUUUGUGCUGCUGCAACCAUGGUGAGGAGACGGAAGGAGGGAGCAGCGCCCGGCCACACCGGCAGCAGCAGCGGCGGCGGCGAAGACGACGAGGAGGAGGAGCCGCACCGCCUCAGGUUCCCGCCCCUCGAGCCCUGCUGGUCUCCUCAGCCGCAAUGCAAAGCGCCGCCGCUCUCCUCGCAGCGGGGUUCAGGCCGCGCUGCCACAAAAGACUCUGGAAUGCCUCGCUCCCUCCGAGAGCCGCGCUGCUUCUUCUCCCUCUUCCUCGCCUUGUUGUGGUGUUUUGUUUUCUUCGCGCGCUGCCUGGUAGUAGCCCGCUAUGGGCAGCCUUGCAGGCGCGAACUUCGCGGGAGGAGGGGGGGAACGCAACCGCUCUCGCUUGGGGAAGUUUUCGGCAAUAAGAAGCUGCUUUCCAGCUUCAUUCCGCGGACUGGCAAUGCUCCGCUUCACCCGCCACUAGCACGCGCUGGAAGAGGCGGACCCUUGCGAAUGGGUUUCUGAAGAGGUUCUCUAGUUUCUGGCAUCAGCGGGAGCCACGUGAGAGCCGCUUUGUAGCCUGCGAUAACCCCACUCCGUUGAGAUAUGUUGCAAAGGUGUUGAGAGUGGUCUACUGGUCGAAGAGGGGAGGUGUUAGUGCCAGUGUCAGUGUCAGAAUGCCAACAAUAAUGAAGCAGGAGGAAACCUGCGGGAUGAGGGCCACCCACAUGGUUCCUGGAUCGACGAAUGUUUCGCCACCCUGCAUCAACGUUCAGGGGCAGCAUCCUCCCACCUCUUUUAGCUGCACAACCACACUGGGAGGCAAUGCUGAGAGAGAGGGAUUGGCACAGGGCCGUCCUCUGACUUCUUCACCCAGUGAGCUGCUUCAGUGAGUGGUUCUGAACCUAGGACCUAAUCCAGCAGUCUAAAAUCCUAUACUGGCUCUCUCAAGUGUUCACACAGUGGCAGAGAAAAAACACCAGCAGUGAGGCCUGCAAAUGGGACUUAUUGUGCUUCUUGCAGGAUUUGCCACACGCCUCUCUAAAUUCGCGUGAAGAAUUUCUGCACCAGCACUGGAUACUUUGAGGCAAGGGUCACCUGUAUGGUGCCUCUGAGUGCACAUGCCUUUCCUGGUUCACCUAGGGUCCCAUCCCACAUGAAAGAAAUGAUCUACUGUAGCCGGUUAAAGAGUUGUGCUCUUGGUUAUGGUGUGUGUUCUGUGACCAUGGCAGUUUCUCCAGUUUGUGCAAAGAGGUUGGCGAGCUAUGGGAAAUCGGCUGCUGGCAUGAACAUUGGCUAUGUCUUUAGUUGAACUGGUUGAACUAGAUCUUACAGCCAGGUAAUGGGGAGUUCCCAUGUGAAAACAGUCUCAGGAAUAUAUGAUAUGUUUACAAACAAUGAGCUGGAAGGAACCUUGGAGGUCCAACUCUGUGUCCAACUCUUUGCUCAAUGCAAGGUCUGCCAUGCAAGAUGCAAUUAUGGUAUAACAUCCCUGACCAAUGGUCAUGCAGUCUUUACUUAAAUACCAACAGCAAGAGAGAGCCCACCACCUCUGGACAGUGGAAUAGCACACUUGCCAUUGGGAAGCUUCCCCUGUUGCCCUGCAAUUUCCACUGUUACGUCUCACGAUGCCCAAUAGUGCAAGAGAGAGCAAAGUCUGCUCCAUGUUCUGCAUAAUAGUGCUUCAGAUAUUUGAAGACUACUGUGUCCUUAAUCUUCUCCAGGAUAAACAUACUCAGCUCUUUCAACUUUGUCACAGGACUUUGUUUUUAGACCCAUGCUGGUCACUCACACAUAGCCUUCUUAAAAUGUGACCAGAACUGAGCACUUGACUUCAGAUGUGGUAUGACCAGCACACGAUAGAGAAGAAAUACUAUUCCCCAUGAUUGGAGCACUGCUUUUGAUUGUGCAGUCUACUCUUUAUUUAAUUCUUUUUUUAACUAGAGAGAAAGAAAGAGAGAAAAACACCUAUCACACUACUAGCUCAUGUCCAGCUUGUGAUCCACUAAGACACCUAGAUCCUUUUCACAUGGAUAGACCGACUAUCUAAAAUAAAAUGUAGGAGAUCGUUCUUCCUGUAUGAUGUCUGCAUGCAUGAUUUUCCUCAUGCCUCCCUAAUUCUAUAGUGAUCCAUGACAUCAAGAGUCCAAAUGACCACCUCCUCCUGAGCUAACCAUUGUUCUUCAGACACUGAGAUGAAGCCUAUCCUUGGCUGCUUUUGUAUAGUUUAUACCACCAGAAACCUAGCUUAUAGCUUAUUAGCAUUUACCUCCUGAAACUUAGUUCUGCAAAUCCCUUUAUUAUGCCUCAACAUCUGUACAAGUUCCUAAAUGUGCAAAUAAGGCAUAUGCUCUCUUUUGUUUUGGCAAAACUAUUUUGGCUGCCCUACAUCAAUUGCACCACCUCAAUCAGCGAAGCUAGUAUGCAUUACCGUGCCCUUCCCUAACUUUCAAAGGAGGUUUUCUUUGUGGCAUCUAUGACUGGUGCUCUUUGAAAGCAAUUCCAAAGCCUUGUUGGAUAAACAGAUUGCUUAUAAACCUCUUGAUUAAAAAAAAAGAAAUCAUCCAAAUGGUGUACUGAUAAAAUUUUAGGUAAAAAUUGGCUUAAAUCCAUGAAAACAAAUAGUCACAAAACCAUAAUUAAAUCAAUAAAAAUUUAAAACAAAUAGCACUUACCUUUAUAGUGUGCUUUAGAGGUGUUCAGAGUGCUUCACAUUCAUUAUCCUGUAAUCCUUACAAAAGCUUUGUAAGAUAGGUUUAUAAAGUUUAUUACCUUUAUAUUGCAUAUGCAGGAGAAGGAAGUGCUAAGCCUAAGAAAGAGUGACUUGUUUCAAGUGAGUGCAUGGUAGAGGCAAAAUUCCAAGUAAGUAUUUCCUAGUUUGUCAAUCAUCUCUUAGUUGGCUAUCCUAUAUUAACUAUAAUCAUGCUACUCAUGCAGUUUUCUGAAUUGUUAUUGGCAUCUGUAUGUCUUGAAAGACAAUGGAAGAGUGUGUCAUAGGGGGUAAAGUCAAAUCACUGGAGAGUUACAGUGCCUGCUGUGGCUGUAGAGAGCAAUAUGGGAGAGACGUGCUUUAUUGCAACUGGGGUAGAUGAAGGUGUCUGGUUUUGCUGAUGCAGAUGCACCAUUGUUAUUUAGGCUUAUGACUAACAGCAGUAAAAGAUAACAAUAUUUUGCAUGUGAGGAGAUACAACAAAACCAAUAAUAAAACAACAGGCUCUGUGCACUAGCUAUGGGACCCAAAAUUUGCAGGGCAAAUAGUAUGUUGGGCCCAUAUUUUGAGGGAGGGAGGGAGGGAGAGAGUAUGUCAUUCUCUUGGCAUAGCUACGUUUCUCACUUCCCCCCCUAAGUUCGCCCACAGCUGACAAAUGUCCUUGCAGGAGAGCAAAAGCAAAUUUAUAAUACAAUUUAACACCUCAUUUUGUAUUAUGUAAUGGAUUUUGCUUGUAUUAAAUUGCUUAAACACUUACAUUUGUGCUUGCCAUAGCACUGCACAUUACCAUAGAUGCUUAAAUAGUAAUUACAUUUGUUUCAGCAACACUUCUAAGCAAGGUGCAAGUCUGUUAACUGCACUUGCUUCCCAUAAACAAUUUGUACUUUUUAUGCCCUGGCCUGUUACAGAAACAGUCUGUAAUGUUAAGGAAGCGCAUAACAAUCACUUGAUGAUAGUCUAGCACUAGUGCAAGUUAAUAUGUAAUAAUAAGUAAAAUAUAUGUAGGAAAUAUGGUUUUGAAAAGAUGGUCCUUAAUUGGCCGGCUCAGUUUCUCCAUACAAAAUCUUUAUCCCAUUGCAUACAUAGAAAAAUAAAGUUUAGUAUGAUAUCCAAGUCCAAAGUUUACAAAACCUCUGGCUUCCAAGGCCACUGCAAAAAAAAAUUCUGUGCAUGAGGGCAAGGCGGCGAGGGUUUGCUGUAAGAGAUCACAGCUGCCUAAUCCACCAGUGCUACCAAGUGCAAGCUAGGAGUGAGUGGGUAGGGGAAACACAGCACAGGCGUGGAAAGCAGAUGGUCUCAAGUAAAUCCCAGCUCUCUUAUCAAAGGCUCACCCCAGGCCUUUGCCUCAGAAUCACCUUCUAAUAUGGCCAUCCCUCUCCUCCAUGCAGCCUCUCCACUAUAUUAUAUAUUUAAUGCCUCUUCUACUUCUUUCUUCUGUUAAUAUAUGUCUGGUCUGAACUGAACUGAGAGUCACAGGUUUCAAGCUCCAACUUUAGGGCUUUAAAAGUAAGCACCAGCACUUUGAAUCAGGCUUGGAAGUGAAUGAGGAAUCAGCCAAGCUCUUUUAAAACUGGUAAGCUGUGGUCCGAAGCAAUUUUACCAGUUAAAAAUACAGGGAGCAAUAUUCUUAACUGGAGCUUCUGAGCCAUCUUCAAAGGCAGCCCCACAUAAAGUACAUCAUAAUCUAACCAAGAGGUUAUUGGGGUGUAGAUUACUCUGGAUAGAGUACAGUAUAUCUUCAUUCUAUUCAUUGAGAGGGGGUUUUCUUGUUCACUGCUUCCUGUUGCUUUCCUGACUUCGACAUAUUUAAUGCAUGAGCAGCUGAAAUGUUUUUUCUGAGUAAGAUUGUGGAGCAACAAGAUGAUCAAGAGAGGCAGCAAAUACAAGUACCUUGGCCAUGGAGAAGAGCAGACCUGGGGCCAGUGAUCAGCCAAGACAGGCACUGGUGCACAGUCCCAGAGGCUCAGAAGGGCCCUUCACUAGCCUGGCUUGGCAGUUCCACCACUUCCUCCUCACCAGGCCCCUAGUGACUGGGUUUCAUUCGUUUUUUCUUUUUCUUCAGCAGUCUUAUGAAAUGUCCUGGGAAGAAGAUGGGAAACAAAGGCCAGAACCAUCUUGGCAGGCGGGCUGAAGAGAGAAUGGGAGAGAUGCCUUGGGCUCCAGGGCUGUACUCCUGUGGGGAACAAGACCCUAUUGAGUUGACCAUGCUACUUUUGUAACAAUAUAAAGGCUGGGUGCAGCCUCUGUUUUCAUUAUGUUUCCAGUUCAUUGCAAUAAAACUAUGCAUUUGCAACACAAA
This is a messenger RNA of Podarcis lilfordi (Lilford's wall lizard), 5017 nucleotides long. The record is from the annotation of a GenBank genome assembly. Lineage: Eukaryota; Metazoa; Chordata; Lepidosauria; Squamata; Lacertidae.